Messenger RNA from Poecilia reticulata (guppy), 1278 nucleotides. NCBI's taxonomy places the organism in Eukaryota, Metazoa, Chordata, Actinopteri, Cyprinodontiformes, Poeciliidae. The record is from RefSeq and is a predicted model, not a curated record.
AAACUGCUCUUCAUCUUUGAUGGCCUGGAUGAAAGCAGACUUUCACUGGACUUCAACAGCAGGCAGCUGGUUUCUGACGUCACACAGAARUCAUCAGUCAACGUUCUGCUGACAAACCUGAUCAAGGGGAACCUGCUUCCCUUGGCUCUCAUCUGGAUAACUACCAGACCUGCAGCGGCCAAUCAGAUCCCUCCUUCAUGUGUUUCCAGGGUAACAGAAGUACGAGGCUUCACCGACGCCCAGAAGGAGGAGUACUUCAGGAGGAGGUUCAGUGAUGAAGAGCUGUCCAGCAGAAUCAUCUCCCACAUCCAGACCUCCAGGAGCCUCCWYAUCAUGUGUGGAAUCCCAGUCUUCUGCUGGAUCACUGCYAUGGUUCUGGAGAACAUGUUGACCUCAGAGCAGAGAGGAGAACUGCCCAAGACCAUGACUGACAUGUACUCACACUUCUUGCUGGUCCAGACAAAGAGGAAGAAGAACAAGUACCAUGGAGGACAUGAGACAAGUCCACAGGAGCUGAUGGAGGCUGACAGGGAAGUUCUUCUGAACCUGGGGAGGCUGGCGUUUGAACAUCUGGAGAAAGGAAACAUCAUGUUCUACCAAGAAGAUCUGGAGCAGUGUGGUCUGGAUGUCACAGAGGCCUCAGUGUACUCAGGAGUUUGUACAGAGAUCUUCAAAAGAGAGAGUGUGAUCUUCCAGAAACCAUUUUAUUGCUUUGUUCAUCUGAGCAUCCAGGAGUUUCUGGCUGCAGUUUACAUGUUCCACUGUUUCACCAGCAGGAAUACAGAAGUGGUGGAGAAGUUCCUGGGAGAAAAUUACAGUGAAACAUCUCUGGAGGAUUUCAUGAAGAGAGUUAUGUCUAAAUCCCUCAGCAGUAUAAAUGGCCACCUGGACCUGUUUGUUCGUUUCCUUCAUGGCCUCACUCUGGAGUCCAACCAGAGUCUGUUAGGAGGCCUGCUGGGUCAGACAGAGAUCAGUCCAGAAACCAUCCACAGAAUCAUCAACAAUCUGAAGAAGAUGAACUCUGAUGGAAUCUCUCCUGACAGAAGCAUCAACAUCUUCCACUGUCUGGUGGAGAUGAACGACCUCUCAGUUUUUCAGGAGAUCCAGCAGCUCCUGAAAUCAGGGAAKAARCUMUCAGAGAUCCAGUGUUCARCUYUGGCCUUCAUGCUGCAGAUGUCAGAGGUUCUGGAUGAGUUGGAGCUGGAGAAGUACAACACAUCAGAAUGGGGUCGACUGAGACUGGUUCCAGCUGUGAAGAACUGCAAAAAGGCUCGGUGA